AUGGACGACUCACAAGCUGCGGAUGAUGCUAAUGGGGGACCACCCGCCAUCAAAGAGGUCCAAAUCGACCCCGAUGGAGACCUCACCCUGGUGGCGGGACAGCAAACAGGCAAGCCCGAGAAGUCAUUCCACGUCUGCGCCAGCGCCUUGCGACGGUCAUCGCAGGUUUGGAAGAAGAUGCUCUUCGGCCCCUUUAAAGAGUCCAAACCGGCUUUUGGGCCGUGGGUGGUGAAUCUCCCCGAAGACGACCCCGAUGCCUUGGAAAUAAUACUCAACAUCAUUCACGCAAACUUCCCCUUGGUCCCGAAUACACCUGACCUCUUUGAGCUGUAUGAGAUCUUCCAGAUGGCCAAUAAGUACGACAUGAUUCCAGCCCUGAAGCCUUGGGCUGUUGCUUGGUUACACGUGGCGGAAAUUUGCCAAAAGGUCACAAAUCGAUUCGAAGGUCGAGAGAGGGCAGCAUUGUCCUAUGUAGCGUGGGAGUUGGGACAGGUUGAGCUGCAUAGGCAAAUGGUCAAGGAAUUGAUCAUAUAUUCUUCCCUCAGCGAAGAAGGGCGCAUGAUCGGCCAGAAAGUGUUAUUGGAUGACGUUGGCCCCAUCGGCCCACCUGGUCUGCUUGAGGUUUUACACAAACAGCGCGAAGACAUAAUCAGCACCCUGCCACUUCAACUCAACACAGUCAUUGGGAACCUCAUGUUCGACGACGGAUGCUGCGUCGAUAAGAGAGCAUCCGACAUGGAGAAGAAACACUGCAACUACAUUAUCCUGGGCAGCUUGAUGAGAGGCAUGGGGGACAAGAGAGGCCAGAUUGGGCUGGAAGUGAAGGUUGACCAGAUGGAAACAGUGGCAGAGUUUGUGAAUCGCAUUUGGAGUAUUGCCGACGACAUAUGCUUUUACGAUGGGCACUCUAGUCGAUGUAACCCUGGCCCAAAGAUUCAGUUUAUGCUGAAAAAGGUCACCAGAGGACGCAUCGUCAAACUGACAAAGGUCAGUGUUCAAAAAAUGGAGCAGAGGCGCAAAGAAUUGGGAUUGGGACAAGAGAGAACAAGAACACCAGAUGACAGCGCCUGA
Colletotrichum phormii is the source of this 1071-nucleotide messenger RNA. RefSeq lists its product as uncharacterized. The record is from RefSeq and is a predicted model, not a curated record. The transcript has 2 exons. Bases 1 to 1071 code for a protein of 356 amino acids. Gene Ontology annotation, molecular function: protein binding. Lineage: Eukaryota; Fungi; Ascomycota; Sordariomycetes; Glomerellales; Glomerellaceae.